CAUCCAUCUGCCAUAUCUUCAGACGUUGCCACAGUUUCCGUCACUGUCGUCACACUUUCAUAUCACCGCCACCAUGGCUUCCACCGACAACAACGAGCAGACCGCAGGCAUGAAGCGGAAAGCCGAGACCUCAGAGAGCAUGCUUCCGUCAAAGAUAGCCAAAUCCGGCGACGAUGUCCGCGGCACUGACUCUGAAUAUGAGAGCGAUGAGAGCGAGGAGAGCAAUGAGACAGAGAUCAUCACCACACCAGCCAAGUCCCCCAAGAUCAGCCACGAGCUGUACCCCUUCAAGCGCAUCGACGCUCAUCCGCACCUACCGGCAACUAAUUCUCCGCACCAUGCUCACAUUGUGGAGGCCUCCGACUCGGACAACAUCAAGCUCAGCCUGGCCGACGGUAUUGCGACGGUGCUCUGGAACUAUAAUUCGAAAGCCCUCGAGAUCUUCCUCGAUCCCAAGUACAGCAGGCUCGAGUUUACCGUCAAGUAUUUGAAGGAUAGUGAGCAGUUCAACUAUGCGAUCAUUCGCAACCUCAACAUGGUCAAGGCUGGUAUGUACAGGACCCGGUACAAGACCGACCAGGGAUAUCAGGGGGGUGGAUGGCAUGACUGGAAGAAUCUGGCGGAGGCGAGAAUCAACUACUCUGGCGCUUGGGAGUAUAUUCUGGGGAGGGUGUCUUGCCAUAGCCUAGGGGCUUGGUGGGGCAAAGGAACCAAGGGGUUGCACAUGGUAGGAAUCCCUAAGCGUCACACACACGACAGGACUGUGGAAGACGAGGAGGAGGGUCGCGCUAUUGGUAGCCAGCUGGCUUCUACGAUGAUCUCGCAGAGAGUGUGGGCUCCCACCGCGGAGGUCACGAUUGCCUUCAGGUACAACAAUAUGGAGACGGGUUGGGUUGAUCUGGUCUGAGUACCUAGCUAGGUAUGGCGCCGUUUGAGGUGUUCAACGAGUUUUGGGGUUAUGCAAAAGGAUGAACCGCUGUCCUGUUCGGAUCCAUGAUAGUAUACCAAAGGACCCAUGGCAAUGGCAAGAAGC
Molecule: messenger RNA, 1033 nt
Organism: Mytilinidion resinicola
Lineage: Eukaryota; Fungi; Ascomycota; Dothideomycetes; Mytilinidiales; Mytilinidiaceae
Exons: 2
Coding region: 74-907 (277 amino acids)
Source: RefSeq, a predicted model, not a curated record